AUGGCUACCUUCCACGACGACUACAACCCGAUUUUGCGCCAGGGCCCCCAGAGUUUUGCUCUGAACAACCCCGCCUUCCAGCAGCCAGGUAAUCCUCCCAUGGCAAUGCUUCAAGGCGGGCGUUUUCCUCCCAAUAUGGACCCUCGUUCACUGCCGAUGAGAGGUGGGCCUGGUCGGCCGAUGAACCCUGCCAUGUCAGGAAUGCCACCAGCAAUGAAUCCAGGAAUGGGCUUUCCGCCAAAUAUGAUGCCUGGGCCAGUUGGUACCCGUAGAGUUGCUUCAAACCCUGGUCUCAUGACAGGCAACCCUCAGCAUAUACAGCAGCAGCAACAACAGAAUAUGCAGCGGAUGAUGAUGCAGCAACAACAAGUUCGCCAAGCUGAAAUGAUGCGAGGACUCGUUGGAACGCCUACACGGCCACCUGGCCAACAACUUAUGAAUAGUUUGGGUCAGCCAAACCAGGCCUUUGCGAAUCCACCACCGCCUUCGCCGCGUUCUCAUACACCUGUAAUGGGAGGAGGCAUGCCUCAACGCGUCCACCCAGACACCAUGUUCAACGAUUUCCCACCACAAAACCAAUUCCCGCCUCGGGCCUCAUUUCCUUUCGGUGGCUCGCCCGUACCACCAGAGCAGUUUCCUCCGGGGGCUCCGCGGAAUGCUGGAGGCUUUCCCACCCCGACCCAAUUGUCGAUGCAGCACCCGCACGAUAAUAAUUUCUUCAUCCCCUCUCGCCCACUUUCCCAACAACAACAUCACCCUGAGCCUAUGCCCCGUCCACAAUCACAGCCACAGCAGCCUCAGCAACCACCAGGCAGGCCGCUAUCGAGCGCUGCUGGCCCAUCUCAACCACCUCGCCCUGCAGGGAAUGUGCGCAUGCCUCCUCAACCGCCACAACCUCUACCGCCAUCAAACCAGCGACCAGAAAGCUCCGGCUCUUCUUCUCAUCCACAGCCCAUUGCCCCACGUCCUCCGACCCAAGGACCUCCUCCUCCCGCAUCAGAUGGCACCCUUUUAUCUGCCUCUGCUUCCCCUCCAGAUGCCAAUGCUGUUCUCACCCAGACAGUGCCCAGACCACCAGCGGCGGACAUGACGGCUCUUUCGCUGGGUCACGGCCAAGGACUCUUCCGCGUCAUGCAGUUUAGUGGAGUCUUAGGUUCUGACACGCCACAAAUUCUCCGACAAAAACUAAACCUUUCAUUCUGGCACAACAUGAUUCAGGAGUAUUUCACGCCCAAAGCCAUCAUGAAGCUCACUUUGUGGCGGGAUAGCAUGAAAAAUGAAGCAAAACCAUUUGAAAUUGGUGUGCCUAUACUUCCGCGGUUUUUUCUUGUGACCACUCAAUCUGGCGUCAAAUCGAUGUCUUUCUCACUUGACGGCGCGCGCGAGCGGUUAUAUGCCCCAGGACAUGCAAUCAUCGAAUGCGUCGCUGCUGUUUGGACUUGCCGAUAUAACAACGGCCAUGUCGUGACCUUACGCGGUCCGUUAAUUGUACAUCUUGUUCUCUGCGCUCCUGCUCCUGGAUCGACUGCUUCUGGUACAAAUCCUCAAUUCGUUAUCAAAUUCGACGAUUUUGAGUUCGACGCUCACUCUCACGACAAAUAUAUUGCACUCGAUUCGAUAGCUGGGACCAGAAGGGAGGAGGAGUCACCUGCGGCUUCGGCCAAUGGGAUGGUCGAGGAGGACAAACAGUGGGAGGAGCCACGUGCUGUUUUAGAGAACGCUUCGAUACCUGGAGAACCUGUGAACGCUUUUGGGAUCCCUCAAGCUACAAUGCGGUGUCUGGAGCUUGCGGAAAGCGUCGGGCAGAUGCAGGAGUUGAUAACUUUUGCGAAAGAGCAUGAUAUGGGACCACUUUCUGCUCUCAAAUCUUUUACGGACAAACUGCGAGAAGAACAUCCACAGCAGGCCAUCAUGAACGGUGCUCCUCCAAACUCGUUUUUCCAGGGUAGUUCUUCGCUACCUGGUACACUGUAUUCAAGUGCUCCGCCUUCUGUCACGAAUCCACCCCCUCCCCAACCGACCUCCUCUAUGAGCUCUCCCCAAAAUCAGCCGCCAUCAGCCGCUAAUUCACCGCAAAAACAACUGAAGACUAUCCCCGCGAAAGGCUCAGUUGCUUCCGCAUCAACUCCCACCGCCAGUACCAGUGGUGGCACACCAUCACUUCCUGCUGCAUCACUCAAACGCAAAGAACCACCCGCGCCAGCGACUGAGCAGUCCUCCAAACGAUCUAUGCGGCGACGGCGAGCUACGGGCGGUGGCUCAUGA
Messenger RNA from Mycena indigotica, 2265 nucleotides. RefSeq lists its product as uncharacterized. Gene Ontology annotation, cellular component: transcription regulator complex; nucleus. Lineage: Eukaryota; Fungi; Basidiomycota; Agaricomycetes; Agaricales; Mycenaceae. Gene Ontology annotation, biological process: positive regulation of transcription by RNA polymerase II; negative regulation of transcription by RNA polymerase II. The transcript has 6 exons. The record is from RefSeq and is a predicted model, not a curated record. The coding region runs from base 1 to 2265 and encodes 754 amino acids.